Neoarius graeffei (lesser salmon catfish) is the source of this 4633-nucleotide messenger RNA. RefSeq names its product slit homolog 2 protein. Gene Ontology annotation, molecular function: protein binding. The transcript is spliced from 2 exons. The coding region runs from base 221 to 3700 and encodes 1159 amino acids. The record is from RefSeq and is a predicted model, not a curated record. NCBI's taxonomy places the organism in Eukaryota, Metazoa, Chordata, Actinopteri, Siluriformes, Ariidae.
UUCUGAACUGCAUACCUUUGCAUUUUAAUGCCUCACAUGCUGAUGUACUUCAUGCUAUCCUCUUUCUUUGAUGUGGCAAGAAUCAGGUACAUUCUUAUGAAUGUGGUUUUUCUUCUUAUAUAGACGCACACAAUAGUUCUGCAGAGUUUCAUUUCCUUUCUUCUAAAACACUGAAAACCCUUGGAUUCUGCUUGCAAUAAACUGGUAAAAGUUUUGAACCAUGCUUACACACUUCAGUGUGGUAAUCACCAUCGUUGCAGUGGCUGAUGCUUGUAUAAUGUCUUGUGAGUGUGUGGACAACACCACGAUCACUUGUUUAAACAAGAAUCUGGUGGAAUUGCCUCUACCUCUGCACGGUAUCAAGGACCUCUUUGUUAGUAACAACAGGAUCCAGUCUCUCCCCAGUGAAGGAUUAGAAGAAUUACAUGUCCUUGAUCUUACCAACAACGACCUUAAUGAAUGGCUUACUGGUACUACCAGAUUACCAAAUAUGAGAAGUCUUACUCAGCUAUUUCUAAGAGGAAAUGGACUUAGUACUUUUACAACUGGGCUAUUUCAAGAAUUGAAGAACCUGACGUACUUGGACCUCAGUGAAAACCAUAUUAAAAUUAUCCCACAGAAGUUCCUCCAAGGUCUGAGCAACCUUCAAACUCUUAGUUUGAGCUUAAACCAGAUACAUACCAUUUCCUGUGGCACUUUUGAAGAAGCAUCUGCACUUAGGGAGCUCCACCUGAACAGUAAUAACAUUGAGGUGCUCGAUAUGUGCGUGUUUGAAAACUGCGUCAAUCUGAAGAAGCUCUUCCUGUCUAACAACUUUUUGAAAAAUGUAAAUCAAAGGAUCUUCCAAAGUGCACUUGGCAUGGUUCACCUUGAUCUCAGUAACAACAGGCUUACCACUGUUCCCACUGAUGCCCUUAAGGACACCUCUAAUCUCACCAGCCUCUACCUGCAGAGAAACGAUAUCAAGUUAAUUCCUGAAAAUGCUUUCUAUGGGUUAGCAGCAUUAAGAAAACUGCAUCUGAGCAAUAACCUCAUUGAUGUUUUAGCUGUGACCUCUUUCAGAGGUCUUUACCAGCUUGGCGAACUAGAUUUGAGUUUCAACCAGUUGCAUAAUCUCUCCUCGCAGGUAUUUCAAGCGCUACGCAAACUACAAAACCUUAAUCUAUAUCACAAUGCACUGACAUCUCUUCCACAAGGCCUGUUUAAUAAGUUGAAGAAGUUAAAUGAACUACAGCUUGACAGAAAUAAUAUUCAGGUCAUUCCACCAGAUCUAUUUCUGCCACUUUCAAAGCUCAGAUAUUUACAGCUAGGCAAUAAUCGUAUCUUGGAGCUCAACCUAUCCUCAUUUGCAACAAUGAGAAAGCUUAAACACCUUGAUCUAAGCAACAAUCAUUUGACAAAAAUUUCAAAGGGGAUUUUACAUAAGGCACCAUUGCCACAUCAGGAUGUCCAAAACCAAUCCUCACAAAGGGGUUCUGCGCUUAGCGAACUUAAACUGAGCAAUAAAAAAAUUAGUGUGAUAGACAAGCACAUGUUUGAAAACUAUGCCAAUCUGAACAGACUCUGCUUGUCCAACAACCAUUUGGAAAAUUUAGAGGAAGGGACCUUCAGGGGUGCACUGGUCCUGACUCAUCUUGAUCUCAGUGAAAACAGGCUUACCUCUGUGCCCAUUGGUGCACUUAAGGAUACCCCUAAUCUCACAAGUCUUUACCUGCAGAGAAAUAAGAUCACAAUCAUCCCUGAAAAUGCUUUCUCGGAACUAUCUGUGCUUAAGAAAUUAGACUUGAGCAAUAAUGCCAUUUUAAAUUUAAAUGAGAAGUCCCUGAUGUCUCUGUUCAAUCUUGUGGAGUUAGAUCUGAGCUUCAACCAACUGACAACUCUUACAAGUGUGCUUCAAGACUUGGGGAAACUGAAGAUCCUUAAAUUGCACCAAAAUGACCUAGUGUCACUUCCCAAUGGCAUGUUCAACAAUCUGCCUGAAUUAACUGAAAUACGUCUUGAUAGCAAUAAUCUUAAUGACAUCUUACCGGAUCUAUUCCAUCCAUUUAACUCAUCUUCAUGCACAGCACUGAUGAAUAACCUCCUGACAAAAAAUUCCAAGGAUCUUUUCAACAUUACGCCACCAUCCAAUGCUCAUGUGAAAUCCCUAGCUUUACUAACAGAUGCUGAACUUAGGGAGCUCUUAGUCAGUAAUAAUGCUGAGAUGAUAGAUAUGAACUGCACCGCUGCAAUCAGGCUCUUUCUGUUCAACAACCACUCGAAAAGUGCACAGGAAGGAACUUUUAAGAACGCAGUGAGACUGACUGAGCUUGAUCUCAGUGAAAACAAGCUCACUACUAUUCCUAUGGGUGCCCUUAAGUAUACUACCAAUCUCAUUGGCCUCUACUUGCAUAAAAAUGCUAUCAUUUGUGUACCUAAAAAUGCUUUCUCUGGACUAUCUGAACUGAAAAAAUUGGAUUUAAGCAAAAAUCACCUGGUUAUUUUGCAUGAGGACUCCUUGAUGGGUCUUUUCCAGCUUAAUGAACUAGAUUUAAGCUUCAACCAAUUGCAGGAUCUUCCCUCAAAUGUGUUCCAGGACUUGGGCAACCUGGAGGUUCUUAAUUUAUACCACAAUGCUCUGGCAUCACUUCCCAUUGGCUUGUUCAACAAUCUGACAAAAUUAAGGAAAUUGGUGCUUGAAAGAAAUAAUAUAUCUGUCAUCGUACCAGAUCUAUUCCACCCAUUGACUGCACUCCGGGAAUUACAGCUCGAUAACAACCACAUCUUUGAGCUCAACUCAUCUUCAUUUAGAACACUGACAAAGCUCCAGCAAAUCUUUUUAAACAACAACGUUAUUAAGAGAAUUCCCAAGCAUUUUCUACAGAAAGCACAACAUCUGAAAGUUCUACAUCUGAUGAACAAUCAUAUUCACACUAUUUCACGGUCUGCUUUCAAAGGCCUUCACAGGCUUCGUUCUCUGAGACUCAGCAACAACAGUAUAUCUGCUCUCCAAUCUGAGAUGCUGACUGGUCUUGAUGACCUACGGGAGCUCUGGCUAAAUAUUAACCAGAUAAAGAUCCUCCCACCUGGGUUUUUCACAGGGCUUCAAAAGUUGAGGAUGCUUGACUUGGCCAACAAUGAUUUGACUUCCCUGUCCACUGAUGAUUUCAAAGACUUGAUAACAUUAGGAGAGUUAGAUCUGAGUUUCAAUAAACUCAAUGAACUACCACAUAACGUUUUCAGGGCUCUGGGCAGGCUGCAGAAGCUCUUCUUGCAAAACAACCUCCUGUCCCAUCUACCUCCAACGGUGUUCUCUUCUUUGACCUUUCUGCAAGAUCUUCAUUUGGAUAACAACAAGCUGCAGGUUCUUCCCACUGCACAGUUUCAAGAUCUGAAGGACUUGAGACAUCUACAUCUCAAAUCGAACCAAUUGCAGUCACUGGAUAAAGGGACUUUGGAGACUCUGACAGAAUUGAAAUCCAUAUAUCUCAGUGCUAAUCCAUGGGACUGUUCUUGUGCAUCUAAUAAUAUGUAUGUCAGGACAUGGAUGAGUAUGAACAGACAGUUAAUAAAGGAUAACUCUACCUGCUCUGGAAACCGGUCUCUUCCUGUCAUGGUUUUAGAGCAUUGUGUCAGUGCUGCACAUUCCUUUGCAUGUAAACCACACAAGCACAUAAUAACUAUUAUCACAGUUUUCUUUGUGCUUGCUUACAAUCUGUGAGAUCACCAUUUUGCAUAAAUUAGUUUUUGUUUCUCUUUGCAAUAUAGCCCAAAACUUGUCUUAAAAUUAGCCUGUGUGUGCACAUGUUAAGCUGUAAAAAGUGACUAUCAACAAUUUAAAGCUAGACUGCCUUUCAGAUUUUCAAGUGUAGGUCAUAAAAAGAAUUUUCCCCGACACCCAGUUAUUUAUUUUUGUUUAGUGGACCGAAAGCUACUGAAUUCGAAUCACAGACUUCCAAUUUUAUUAGUUUUUUUAAAAUAGAACAAUUAAUGAAUUUAGGGCCACAUGGCCCUAAAUUCUCCGCUAUUUUUUCCUGCUUCACCAUGACCCAAUUCAAGAUACUACGUCAUGCAUUACGUGGUGGGCUUUCCCCGUUUGUGCAAGGGAUUGUGGGAUACAAAUUUGAAACAGGAGAGAAAAAUGGAGGACGUGAGUGUGCAAAUGAAACGUGAAAGACCAACUACAGUAACGGAAAAGACGUUAUGAUACGAAGGAAAGGAAACGCAGGACCAAACUAAUAAAUAUCGGCACUCAGCAAGCACCUCGGUGUGAUCAGCUGUUUGUCUAGCGACAAAAUUAUGUAACCGUCAGUGCACGGUCAAAGGUAAACCUGCACAUGGACACGCACGGACCUCCUCUGUCUGCUUGAUUGUGUGAAGUGAAUGAUUUUAUGCACAUUAUUUGCUCAGGAAUCCCCUCAAAUUAAAUAACUUCCCAGCUACAGAAUGGCCUGAUAUUUUGUGAGAUAUUACAGAAAUAAACAUACAUCACAAUGACCACAUUUCAGAGGGAACUAAAUUUCACCGAUUUUAUGAAAUUGAAAGGCAGUCUGGCUUUAAUAACUUUUUUUUUUUAUCUUAGCUACAAACAUGCAACAUAGCAUCUUGUAUAACCUUUAAAAAUUCUUGCUGUCAAGCUGACACUUUUCUCUAC